This is a messenger RNA of Anthostomella pinea, 864 nucleotides long. NCBI's taxonomy places the organism in Eukaryota, Fungi, Ascomycota, Sordariomycetes, Xylariales, Xylariaceae. The record is from the annotation of a GenBank genome assembly.
AUGGCAUCCUCAUACUUGCUUUGCUUCAGCACUAUUACCAUUUGGUUUAUUCUUUGCGCAAAACAUGUUUCUUCCCAGACUUGCUGGCGGGACACACCCUGCUCCGACAUCAUUACAGCGGCAUUCCCCGGUGAAUGGGAAGCAGAUAUCUUCGCGCCCGCAUCGCGCACCAUAAGUCCCGCGACUAUCUUCGACCUGAGCACCGGCGAAGAAGUCGGCUCAUGGCCAACCACUUUCACACUCGCCAGCAAUCAGUCAGAAGUAUACCUAGAUUUCGGCAAGGAAGUUGGCAGCAUCGUGACACUCCAGUAUGAAGUCUCAUCCGUCAACGGUGCCGGCGCCAUCGGCUUGGCCUUCACGGAGGCGAAGAACUGGGUUGGCUGGGACUCGGAUUUUAGUAAUGGCGACUAUAGCAGACCAGACGGUGCCAUCUAUGGCAAUUUCUCGUCGGCCGGGAACUAUACGUACGUUAUGCCGGACGAGAAUCUUCGAGGCGGGUUUUGUUAUAUGACCCUGUUCUUGGUGGGAGACGCUGCCUCCGCUACGAUCACCAAUGUCAACCUGGAGUUAUCCUUCCAGCCCACCUGGUCGAAUCUUCAGGCCUACCAAGGAUACUUUCACAGCAACGACGACUUGCUCAACCAGAUCUGGUACAGCGGGGCUUAUACGCUGCAAGUCGACGCUAUCCACCCAUUGACUGGAAGGGCUUGGCCUCUCCCUGACGAGGCGUGGCUCAAUACCGGGGAGCUCGGCCCAGGAGACACGAUCAACACCGAUGGAGCGAAACGAGACAGGACCGUUUGGCCUGGUGACAUGGCCGUGGCCAUCCCGGCCGCUUUCUACAGCACCGACGGUAUCGAGUAG